AUGGAUAGAACAAACGACCAGCGACGCAAUAGUUCACCAAAUUACAAUCGACCCCGAGAUACAACAUAUCGUUCAAAUUCUAAUUAUUCGUCUGAAAGAGAUAAUCAUUCAAAUUCUCACUAUAUAUCUUCACGAUAUUCGCAGAGCUCUGAUUAUUCAAUGAGAGAAUCUUCACAAGCACCACUUCGUUACGACAUGAGAGAAGAAGAAUCUCAAAUAGCUUUUAGACAAGUUCCUUUUGUUGGAAAUAAUAGAGAUUUAAAACCAUACGGACGACCUUCAAUGUCAACCCCUCAACCUUACGAUCGUAGACCACCAUAUCGUGGUGGUACUCCAUAUCAUAUCCCAUAUUCUCGUCCUGGAGUAGGUGGUCCCCCAUCUCAUAAUCACAGAGAUUUUGGAGGGGCACCACCAUAUAACCCACCUUAUUCAAGAGGAAGCCCACUUCAGCAUUCUUCUUAUCAACGUCCUCCACCAUUUCAUGCACCACCAUUUCCCCCAACAGCACCAAGACCUCCUUUACCUUUACAUCCUCCUAUGUUUCCACCUGUUCCAUUACGACCAAUACAAACUGUAGUAUCAUUUUCUCCUCUACAUGAAAAAGAGGCGUGGGGAACUAAAUAA
Molecule: messenger RNA, 624 nt
Organism: Diversispora eburnea
Lineage: Eukaryota; Fungi; Glomeromycota; Glomeromycetes; Diversisporales; Diversisporaceae
Source: the annotation of a GenBank genome assembly